GGCAGUAACGCAACACUACCUGGAAUCAAUCCGCCGAGGAAGUUGAAGACCCGGAAGUAGCCUGUGGCUGUGUUUUGGUUUUGUUGCGGCGGGAAAGCUAACAGAAGAAGUAAACAAAUUACCUGGUGAGACCUUAUAAACCAUGCCGUCCGAACAGCAGGAUGAGGCCAUAUCUGACAUCUCCCCCGUUCUGUUCAUGACUGUGGACGGUGAACCCAUGUCCUUCUUCUUGCGACCGGGUCCUGCUAAGUGCAAGCUCCAGCCGCUCAUUGCAGCCGGAGGAGGGAUCUUGAGUAAUGUGCAGCGGCCAAGGGCCAUUCUGCUGAUUGACCCAGAGGAAAAAGUCUCUAUUCCUGAAAUUACUGCUCACUGGUAUGUGUCCACCCAGUACAUUCAUGACUGUAUUGAGAAGGAGGAGCAACUGAAUUUAAAGGACUACAGGUUAAUCCCUGAAGUGGCCCAGAGACAGUCUGUGAGGCUCAACAACAAAAAAACGACCUCUUGUCGACUCUCAGGAGGCAGGUUGGUCUACACAGCUGAAGAGGAUGAAGCCAUGUUGAGUUAUAUAAACAAGCGCCAGAAAGAGGUUGGGGGGAACCGGCUUUGGCAAGAGAUGGAGAAGCAGCGUGUGACCAGUCACAGCUGGCAGUCAAUGAAAUACCACUAUAGAGUGCGACUGGCAAAUAAACAACCAGAGGUUUUGGACGUGAAAACAGAGGAAGCCACAAAAACAGCAGAUGGUGAUGUUACGGUGGAAGAAGAGACAGACGGUCAGAAACCCACCUGUGGAGCUGCUUCUCCUCAGGGACUUCCAGCGGUAACCGACCUAACACAGAUAGAUGCUCAGCCCAUACCAGCUGAAGAUACACAACCACAAACUCCAAAAUCCAUCCCUCCCGAGGAAGAAGUGCAACCUGCAAAUCCGAAAACGGAUAAACAACCUGCUGAAAGCAAACUUGAAGACACUGCACAAGCUGAAACUUCUAACUCCUCCGAAUCCGAGGGAUUGGACCCACACACAGAUGCUCCGCCCAUCCAAACUGAAAACGCGGAAACGAUCAUCUCUCCAGAAAAAGAAAUUGUGCCAGAGGACACUUCCCCAGCUCAGCUCGAGUCCCCGCCAGGCACCCCUCUUCAGAAAAAGCAUAAAGAGAAACAGAAGGCCUCCCCGAAGCUCGAAAAACCUAAGCAACGGCCAAAACGCUGUGCUCUUGUGCUGGAGGGGUCCACAUUGCCUGGAUCUUAUGGUAAAAAACUCAGAUCAGCAUCACCUCCUCCAGGACGACAGGUAUCAUCCCCGCAGCUCUCCAAGAAGUCUACUCCUAAAAAAGCCCAAACAGUGGAGCAGCCACCUGCAAAGAAAGCCAGAGGAAGCAGUGUGACAGUCGUGGCAGAGGAACCGCAAGAGGAGAGCAGACAAGUUCCUGUUUCUGAAAUAGCACCAACAGAGUCUAAUUCAGUGCCACAGGAAGUGGAGAAGAAGAAAAAAAAGAGAAAGUUGGGGAUUUUAGAGUUGGCUACAAAGGAGUUUGAUGAUGAAAGUGAGUCAGAUGAAGAGGUAUCUCCAGACCUCCAAAAUCCAUCUGAAACACCAACGGUAAAACCCACAUCGACAGAACCUCCUCUCCCCACUGCAGUCACAGCGUCUACACCGCCCAACCCUGCGGACAGAGCCGACCUUCAGGACAACACGCAAGACGCCCAGGCCUCCAGCAGCCGACCGGAGACUGGCUGCCCUGAACCUGCAGCAACUGAGGCGGUCAACUCAUCCUCCAAGGCCCACCUGUUCAUAUUCGAUAGUGAAACUCAGGAGGAGGAAGACUCCCAGUCCAUCGUUGGUGACAACAGAGGAGCUCCAUCAGAACGAGAGCCAGCAGUGAACAAAGAUGCUGCUUUUUCACUGACUCAGGUCCAGCUGGAGGAGGACAAAAAGCGAAUCCAAGGGCUGAUGAACCAGACAGACCAGGACAUCAUCAGUGUGACCAAAGCCCUGUUGAGAACCAGCGGGGAUUUCUCUGCUGCUCUGGAUCAGCUUUUGAAUCCCUCCUCCGUGUUGGGACCCCUUUGGUCUCGCUGUGACGACAGUCUCUUGCUCUCAGCUGACCCCGUGGUCCGACAGCAGCUGCAGGAGAAAUACAGCGAGGAAGACGUGGCCAAAAGAAUCGUGUUCCUGGAACUAGAGGGAUGACGGUGAAGGACGGUAGGGUUAUUACAGAAGGGAGGGAGGAGAGUAGCUGUUCUGGACAUGAGGAUAAUGCUCAUCUUUUAUAUUUCCUGAUUACUAUUGUAUAUUUUAGCAACGAGGCUAGCUGAUAUUCUAUUCUCUCACAUGGAGCCAAAAUAAGUGUUUUGUCCCUCUGCUCCUCCCUACUCACUGUCAAAAGGUAAAAUCAGACACAUUGAACAAGGCGUUUUAAUUAUUAAAUGUUUCUAAGUUGAUGCUAUGACUUUUUGACAUGCUCUAUAAUUGUUUGGAGACCUAGUCUUUUAUUGAGCUCUAGCAUAUGCAUACUGUGUUAUUUAAAGAUGUUUUUGUUUCAAUAAAUGGCAUGAAUAUCUCAUACCAUUUAAAAACCCAUGUUUUAAAUUCUGAAAUAAAUGUCAUGUUUUAUUUGUACUGUGUUUCACCACUAACUUGAACCACUUCCUUGCAAUGCUUAAAGAAACAAAGAGACACUUCAGCGUUGUAUAGAAUCUGUGCUGGGAGGACCUCUUGUGGUGGCAGAUGAACAUAAACUCAGAAGUAAAAGUAGGCAUUUCCCAGAGUGGAAAAGCAAAAGUUAAGAUAAUACAAUUAAUGUAAUUUAAUAAGGGUCCUGGUAUUGUUCCUGCAUCACUCACAAAAAAACUGGAACAGCACAGAGCCAUUGUAAGUGUUAUCGAUAACACCUGCUGAUAAAAUGUAUUUGCAGAAAUGUGCCUCUACUACAUAAAUGGCUGAAGCCAGGUUCUUGAACUGUUCACACAGUAGUCACAAUUUUCAGUAAUUCCAGGUAAAAAAAAAGGAAACGUUCAGUGAGAUGACUUUUGGCUAUCUUUGCUGAAUUAGAUGGUAGUCAUUUCAUUACGGAUAUCACUUUUCAACAAUUCUAUCUACAUAAUUGGAUUUUCUUCUGAUGACCAAUAAAACCAUACUGUUUAGAUGUGCAUGCACUUUUUGACAGAGCAUCAAAGUAUACUAUAAUGGCACAGACACCUCUUUAAUCUUUUAGAUUGAGUGAAAAGAGUAAACCACCGUUUUAUUUUCCAAACCACCAUUUUAUUUCAUUUCCCCCAAAAAAACAAUUGAGUACAUUCAGAAUUUUGAAACAAUUGGCCCAGACCCACAUGAAAACAUUUUCUGAAUUGUUUAAACAAAAUAAUAAGGGAAAAAAAGCAGUUAAAUUAAAGCAGACAAUUCAACAGGAUGCUUCCUGUAAAGCAAGUGAAACACAACGACCAGAAUCCACACAGAUCAGCAGAGUUUACCCUAAUAUGGCCACAAGUAUUGCUGCACCUUUAGUCUCCUGUGUAUGAAAUAAAAGAUCUCCGUAAAAUAAUCACUUGCAAACAGCUACGCCAAUGAACUUAUCAAACUGUUAGUUGACACAACAGUUCACACAAAUAAAAACCAAUCACAUAAAAAAAAAAA
Messenger RNA from Eleginops maclovinus (Patagonian blennie), 3631 nucleotides. It is a transcript of the gene terf2ip, whose product is annotated as telomeric repeat binding factor 2, interacting protein. Gene Ontology annotation, biological process: regulation of DNA-templated transcription; telomere maintenance via telomere lengthening. The record is from RefSeq and is a predicted model, not a curated record. Gene Ontology annotation, molecular function: telomeric repeat DNA binding. The transcript has 9 exons. Bases 143 to 2188 code for a protein of 681 amino acids. Gene Ontology annotation, cellular component: shelterin complex. NCBI's taxonomy places the organism in Eukaryota, Metazoa, Chordata, Actinopteri, Perciformes, Eleginopidae.